AUGUCCUAUGCUACGAGGAGUCUGGUGGAGGAUGAUAACAGAUACCUCAAGUCCUUCCAGUUGUUCCGAGAAUGCUCCUCUGAACAUCAGUGCAUGCAGGACUUCAUCCACGUCAUCCUGCCUGACAUACUAGCCAGGUAACAAGGAUGUAGCUAAGACUCUGGGGUGUUUUACGAUAGUAGCUACCUGUCCCGAUAGCACAAUAUCCUGCCUUUGUC
Molecule: messenger RNA, 218 nt
Organism: Oncorhynchus keta (chum salmon)
Lineage: Eukaryota; Metazoa; Chordata; Actinopteri; Salmoniformes; Salmonidae
Product: histamine N-methyltransferase-like
Exons: 1
Coding region: 1-141 (46 amino acids)
Source: RefSeq, a predicted model, not a curated record